AUGACUAAAGUUCCUUUACCAUACGACCCUAAGGGAGAGCCUAUUAAAGAGCAAGUGCCAUACAAUGGCGCCACUUUUUUCACCACAACCUGGAAAGUGCCCGAAUCUGUUACAUACAAGGGUAAAAUCAUCUAUGUCCACGGUUUCUGUGAACACUCCGACAUUUACACGCAAUUUUUUGAUGAUUUGAGUCAGAAUGGCUACGAGGUGUUCUUCUUUGACCAAAGAGGAGCCGGAGACACUUCACCUGGGAAGGAUGCCGGUAAAACCGACGAGUUCCACACAUUUGACGAUUUAAAUUUCAUGAUUAAGAGAAACUUGGAUGCGAGGACGGACAAGUCAGAGAAGUUUAUUCUAGGUGGCCACUCGAUGGGAGGUGGAAUUGUGUUGAACUAUGCAAUCAACGGUAAAUACAGAGACGAGUUCAAAGCAGUGUUUUGCUCGGGUCCCUUGGUGCUUUUGCACCCCAAAACGCGCCCUAACAUCCUCGUUAGGGCUUUACAGCCAGUGAUAAACCUGCUCGUGCCUACUCUAAAGAUAGACUCUAAGUUGACAUACGACUACAUCACUUCUAACGAGGACUGGAAGAACUUCAUCAAGAGCAGCGACAAGAAGUUGAUUGGCACCAUAAGGCAGUUCAACGAUAUGUUUGUUCGUGGAGAGAAGUUGACACAAAAGGAGUAUGUUGCCGACUUUAGCCCUACCAUUCGCUUGUUGGUGUUGCAUGGUGACAUAGACUACAUCAACGAUAUAGAGGGGUCCAAGAAGUUCAUCUCUGUGCUCCCGGAUACCGUCAAGCACGAGUUUGUGCCAGUAGAGGGAGGCAGGCACUCACUUUUCAACGAGAGAAAAGAAUUAUAUGACGAUACUUUGAGCCGUGUGUUGAAGUUUUUGAAUGAGGAAGCCUAA
Messenger RNA from Candidozyma auris, 909 nucleotides. RefSeq names its product acylglycerol lipase. Gene Ontology annotation, molecular function: lipase activity. The record is from RefSeq and is a predicted model, not a curated record. The transcript has a single exon. The coding region runs from base 1 to 909 and encodes 302 amino acids. Lineage: Eukaryota; Fungi; Ascomycota; Pichiomycetes; Serinales; Metschnikowiaceae. Gene Ontology annotation, cellular component: membrane.